Messenger RNA from Entamoeba invadens IP1, 1170 nucleotides. RefSeq lists its product as hypothetical. The record is from RefSeq and is a predicted model, not a curated record. Gene Ontology annotation, cellular component: recycling endosome. NCBI's taxonomy places the organism in Eukaryota, Evosea, Mastigamoebida, Endamoebidae. Gene Ontology annotation, molecular function: guanyl-nucleotide exchange factor activity. The transcript has a single exon. The coding region runs from base 1 to 1170 and encodes 389 amino acids.
AUGCCUGAUACAGUCAAUCCAGCAAAACCAAUUUUCGAACCGAAAAGCUCAAUUUAUUCUUUCAGAUUCCCAUUGACGCGAAAUUACAUAUUCUGUCACGUCCUCUUCGUCCAAAUACCACACACCGACAAGAGAAAAUCAAUACAAAAGUCACUCAUUUUACUUACCAAAAACAAAGAAACGAAACCAUAUCAAUCAAUUUUACACAACGUGAAAUCAACAUUUUUGGCAGAGGAUAUGGACAACCAAAUUUUGGUGACAACACUGUACCUCAAAUUUUCAUCAUUCCCAAAGUAUCAGAGAGACGGAAAUUUUUCACUCAAAUUUUAUUCGAAGAGAUUUGAUCUUGCAGUGACAUCGUGGAACACCUUCCCGUCGUUUUUAAGAAAACACCUAUCGAGUCUGCGUUCUUUGUGGGCUUCUUUGUUAAUGGGAGAGUCCAUUGUGAUGUACUCGGAGGAUGUGACUGAAGUUACAGAAGCUGUCGAGUACUUGAGCAGUAUCAUAUCUCCACUUGAAUAUUGUGGCGAGAUUCGGCCCUACGUUACGAUGAAUGAUGACAUUAUUAAAAAGGAUAAGGCAAUUUUAGUUGGGACAACAAAUCAAAUGGUGAAAGAUGUUAUCAAGAAAAACGCGAAGAAGGUCAACACGCUCGAUAUCAACGGAGGGGAGUGCAUUCAUCACAUCGUCGAUAACCGGUUUUUGAAGGUGAUACAAAUGAACGACUUGACCGCUGGUGUGGAAGUUAUGAAGGAGUUUUCCCGAAACAUGAUCGAGUUUUUGACAAUAUUUGAUGGCUUCUUCUUGAAGAAGGCACCUAAAAUGAAAAGUCUUGAGGACCAAUGGAACAGCAUUGAAUAUAACGAGGAAGAGGUGUGGAGGUAUAUCAAAGGACUCAAGUUUCCGAGUGGGAAAGAAAUGGUGUAUAAAGAGUUUAUUAAAACGUCGAGUUUUGCAAAAUAUGCGACGGACAAAAUGGAGAAGUUUGAGGCAGCGGGUGUUGAUAAUUUGACACAGCUGUUCAACGGGUUUGAUAUGAAGCAGUACACGAACGAACAAAUUGCAAAGAUUUCUAUCAAUCUGUUCUCACUUUCGAAAAGCCCGAUUUUGUACGUCGAGGAGAACGCCAAGAAGUUGAUGGACACAAUCGUCGAGGCAAAGAGCAACUGA